Acanthosepion pharaonis is the source of this 495-nucleotide messenger RNA. The record is from the annotation of a GenBank genome assembly. NCBI's taxonomy places the organism in Eukaryota, Metazoa, Mollusca, Cephalopoda, Sepiida, Sepiidae.
AUGUACCUCUCGGCCAGGAAGGAGAUUGCAUUGCCCCCGAGUGACCUCUUUGAUCGGACGGUAAACACGCCUUUCCAAGACUUGUUUCGCGACAAAAAGAGUCGCUUGCUACAGCAAAUCGACGAGGAACAAGGCAUUUGGUUAUUUCAUCGACCUGCUAAAUGCAGUCGCAUUUUUAUACUACAGCGGAGUAUUUCAUUUCUUUUUAACCGCAGCGAAACAUUUUUAUUUUUGAACAGAGGCACCAUUUCAUUUCUUUUUGACCUCAGCGUACCAUUUCAUUUCUUUUUGAUCACAGCAUACCAUUUCAUUUCUUUUUUAUCCCAGCGUAUCAUUUCAUUUCUUUUUGACCACAGCGUACCAUUUCAUUUCUUUUUGACCACAGCAUACCAUUUCAUUUCUUUUUUACCCCAGCGUAUCAUUCCAUUUCUCUUUGACCACAGCGUACCGUUUCAUUUCUUUUUGACCACAGCGUACCAUUUCAUUUCUUUUUGA